UCAGGGGAUAAUGCCUCGGCAGUCUCGGUCAAGUCCUGUGCAUUAGCAUUGUGUCCGACGGAUAAUACGGAACGAAGGAAUAGUCAAAGACUUUCUACCGAAGAAUAUGCCAGUAAAGAGCCCAGAAAAGCAUCCAUUGAGGUAGGACUGUAGCAGAAGGCAAUGGUUUAUCUUGAUAUUAUAAUAACCUUGUGAGACGUUUGAACCUCAAUACGAGACCAUUAUGUUGUUUUCUUGAAUCUUUUUAGGAGUUAAUUCCGUUUACGGGACCGGAACAGUGGCUCGUAAACCAUCCUAUAUUGAUGUUAAGGAGAUUUAAUUUAUGUAGAUGUGCUUUUUUCUCUAGCGUUUUGCCGCCGCGGACGAUUGCCUCGAUACAGUUGACAACUCGGCAGAGCCUCGUCCCUGUUCACCAGAAGAGGUCUGUAAUAAGCUGUAUCCAAUCGAAACAGUUUUUAUGCGUUAUAAUCUAUUGAAAUCAAUCUUUAAAACGUAAACCAUCUUACAUUGAUGUUAAGGAAAUUUAAUUUAUGUAGAUAUUCUUUUUUUUUUCUAGCAUUUUGCCGCCGCGGACGAUUGCCUCGAUACAGUUGAAAACUCGGCAGAGCCUCGUCCCUGUUCCCCAGAAGAGGUCUGUAAUAAGCUGUAUCCAAUCGAAACAGUUUUUAUGCGUAAUAAUCUAUUGAAAUCAAUCUGUAAAACGUAAACCAUCUUACAUUGAUGUUAAGGAAAUUUAAUUUAUGUAGAUAUUCUUUUUUUUUUCUAGCAUUUUGCCGCCGCAGACGAUAGCCUCGAUACAGUUGAAAACUCGGCAGAGCCUCGUCCCUGUUCACCAGAAGAGGUCUGUAAUAAGCUGUAUCCAAUCGAAACAGUUUUUAUGCGUAAUAAUCUAUUGAAAUCAAUCUGUAAAACGUAAACCAUCUUACAUAGAUGUUAAGGAAAUUUAAUUUAUGUAGAUAUUCUUUUUUUUCUAGCAUUUUGCCGCCGCAGACGAUAGCCUCGAUACAGUUGAAAACUCGGCAGAGCCUCGUCCCUGUUCACCAGAAGAGGUCUGUAAUAAGCUGUAUCCAAUCGAAACAGUUUUUAUGCCUAAUAAUCUAUUGAAAUCAAUCUGUAAAACGUAAACCAUCUUACAUUGAUGUUAAGGAAAUUUAAUUUAUGUAGAUGUUCUUUUUUUUCUAGCAUUUUGCCGCCGCAGACGAUAGCCUCGAUACAGUUGAAAACUCGGCAGAGCCUCGUCCCUGUUCACCAGAAGAGGUCUGUAAUAAGCUGUAUCCAAUCGAAACAGUUUUUAUGCCUAAUAAUCUAUUGAAAUCAAUCUGCAUUUAUGACUGUUAGUCUAAACCGGGUAUCUGAAGCACGUGAAUGCGGCACAUGUUAUAAUUAACUACCAAAGCAAUGGUAUCUACCAAAGAGAUAAAUAGAGCCUUAGAGAUUUCUCUAAACCCGUGCAAAGAUUCUGCGGACGAAAUAUUACAACAGGAAACUUUAUUUUCUUCAGCAAAUAUCAUAUGAAGAUAUGUUGUGGGCGUGGCUGCUUCUAGUCUUGUAGCUAUAACUGGUUCUCCUCUGGCGAAUCUGCAGCUCAGUUUGACAUUUUUUUUGUUAUUCCUUAGAAGAAGGACAGUCCUGCAAAGCAGGACAAUGUGGUGAACAACUUUCCUGAUGCUGAGCCAAGCACAUCCUUUGGUAUGGCAAUGUUCUCCAACCUCGCGGCGUGGAGAGUGAAGGAUGAAACAUCAGAGGACGACAAAAGUUCUGAGGUAAGAUAUACAUUACCUCAAACAGUGAAAGUGAAAGUGAAAGUGAAAGGAUGAGACCUCGCACGUUUACUCUCAGGCUAAAUAUACUCACGAGGAUGCAGUAAUCGCUUCUAGAGACGCACCAGAAAAGGCUGAGCGCGCUUAGCCCUCUAUCGAUCUUGUAUAAAUAAAUGCCACUGUGUCAAUAUUCUCUCGUAAGCUAAGGUGAUGGAAUAAAAUAACUGUAACUUGGAAAGUACGAAGGCUAAUGACCUAAAUAGCAAUCGUUUAUAAUAAAGAACAAAGUUUCGGAGUUAGAAAUUCGGCGGGCACCCUUUAAUUUCACAAGUUUUUAUCCCAGCCUGAGUACAGCCUCCUUUACAUUAAGCAUCGUAAACAUGCUUUGAAAUACUUCAUCGAAACAUCCUCCGUCAAAAACAUUAACACUUGCAACAUUUACUGUUGUGCAUCAGGGACAAUCAGAUGAGGAUUGCGCCAAGCAACAAAGCAACAGAAAAUAUCCGCUGUCUUUUCUAGACAAAAACGCUGUGGAACCGUUGGAAAUUGGGCCUUGUAAGUCCUAAAAGUAGGGAAAGUGAUGCACACAACAAGGCUUUACACCUUAUGAAAGUCACAAACACUAGUAAAUAGCCUAUUACGGUCAUCAUGUGUUUUUUAAAGGAUUGGAUUCGAUUUCAAGGCGGUAAAGGGGUAAUCUUAGCAGGGCGGGCAAAGCGAAGCUAAGUGAGGCAAGGCUAUAACAACUUACAUAUACGUAAAAAAUCAAUAUAAGUCAUAAAAUAAAUCGUUUGUUGCAUGGUGUAGCCACCUCCAAUGUCAUUAUGUGGAGGUUUCGUUCUACUGGUCAUCUUUACGCCUCGUGUAUCGUUCAGGAUGAGUAACCUCAUCCUUUGUCCUUUUUCUUUCUCUAAAUAUUCAAAGUAACUUACUUACAUAUCUUAUACAUAUUUUCCCCCAAUAUUUUUAGCCCGGAAAGGAAAGUGGCCGACAUAUAAAUGUGGAAGCUCAAACCUGGACGGAGGAAGUCGUAAGUUUUAUAUAAAGCUAAUAAGAAGAACUUAUGUGUUUGUUAUUUGCUGUUAGUUUAACCGGAGUCAAUUGGUCGGAAGCCCUUAUUGGUUGUUUUAAGUGUUGUCCUGCAUCUGAUUGGUUAAAACAGUGUGGCGAGUUUCCCUGACCAAUCACACAGCGUUGUAAGGUAUAUUCAAUGGAAUUUGCAGAUCACUUUCGACACUCUUGUUCUAUGUUCACCGUGCUAGAUCUUUUUUUUUUCAAUCUGGAAACGAUUGCAAUUAGACGUGUGAAAAUAUUUUAAACUUGGUGAUUAAUUACAAUAGUAUGUAGCAUUUGUUUGGUUUCAUUUAAGCUACUUUCCGUUAAGAAAACAUACCUAUUUUUUGAAUUGGGUUUCUCCACAGAUGUGUAGUUAACAUUCUUUAUUCUUGUCAAAAAUAUUAAAAUUUAAGAUCUCAAAUAGGACUGUAACAAGUUUUAUUGAUAGGUUAAAGAGAGAAAACAAAACUAAAAGCUAUUCUUGAUUUAAGCAUUUAAAAACAAGGAGCCAUUCGCAACACCGGUGACCACAUCUGCGCAGGAAAGCCCCGGCUGUGAUAACGCACAGGAUGACCAAGUCACGGAAGAGAUCCUAUUUGACAGGGAGGUUCCAGAGUCCAAUCAAUAUGAAGACGCCUUAUAUCGUCUGGGUACUGAUUCAUUUAUCAUUUAAGCUCAAGACUGUAUAAAGCUUUAGGGUUUCAUACUGAUUUUUAAAACCAAGGCCAGAAAAAUUUAUUUGCAACUGCCUUAUUUUGCCUUUUUUGGUUUAUUUUUGAUGGCACUCCAGGAUGAAAUGAAAUGAUACUAUCACACGUCAGUAAGGUCUUAGACUUGUGCGCUGUAUGCCUCUCAGUUUUGAUGUAAAUACAAGUCAUUUCUUUUCUUUUUUUUUUUUUUGUAGGUGUUAAAACAGAAGAUGGCAAAGAUAUCAUCUUUAUAGAUACAGAUAAACUUCCGAAGAAAGAACAUUUCAAAAAUAAGAAGGAAUUUAAACAGGCCGUGAGAGAAUUCAUCUCGUAAGUAUCAAAAUCAUAUAAGCUCAGUCUUAAGCGCAAGAAAAUGUUUAGUGAAACAAUUACUGAAUUCGGAUUUCUCGUGCUAUUAUGAAUUAUCAAAUCUCGUGUCCGAUUAGCCUCUUUCCAAUCGGCUCUAUGUUGCAUCGUGUAAUAUGUUUGCACAACGGUUACCAACAAUAGAAUGUCUUUUUUUUUGCAGAUACCUUGAAGCUUUUAUCCUCACGUACGUGGACACGCAUCACUUUUUGAUUGUCGUUCAUGGCGGCAGUGAAAAAUGCACCAUCAAGGAUGAGCUGAGAACAAAAAUCUAUCAAAAACUAAAGACCGGGUAAUCCAAAUGAUUUUGAGAAGCAAGCAAACAUGAUAUAGAUUCUUUGACGUCAAAAUUCUGUUUUCUCACUCAGGAGUCAGUGAAAAGUCAAACAAUCGAAGAUAAAUUCCAUAUCUACUCGCACCUAUGUAUUAUUCUCUAUUUCUUUUCUAUUUCAGUUUCCUGGAUCGCUUGUCUAAAUGCAUCAUCUUCAAACCACAAAGGAAACUGAAGGCACUUGGUCUUCUCCUCCGUCCAUUUCUCAAGUGAGUGUAAAUAUUUGUUGUAUCCGUUUUGAAAAAAAUUUAGACAAAGAAGGAUUUGACAAGCAAAAAACAAUUAUUUCAUAUGCAAAGUUAUUCAGAGACGAAAUAAUACAAUUAGUAAUGUUAGCAGGAUUUAAUGGAAUCCAGUUCGGUCUGUAAUAAUACGAGUGAUAACAAAAUUGGACGAACGCGAUGAGUACGGUUACUUACAACCGAAUUGGACGACACGAAGUCUACACUAUCAAUUAAUCAUAACAAUUACAAUUUCUGAGAGAAGAAGAAAAGCCUAGGAAUGAAAGAAAGGGAAACUUUGCAUUAAUCGACUGACAAAGGAGGCGUAAAUUGUUUAAUGUCGCUCUUGAUUUAAACUACAAAAUUGGAAGGUGAUUGGCUGAUUGAAACCUCCCUCCUGCCCAGCGCUUAACAAUUAAGCUCUCCUGUCCUCUCCCGAUCUUAAUCUGAAAUUUGUUGAAUGUUUUUGCAGUAGAGAAAUGAAGCAAAGGAUUGCUAUGACAACGUCCAAAAGGUACCUUCAUGAUAUCCAAGGUGAGACUUAUAGAACAGGGUGGUAAUCAAUGUAUAAAUAUCUAAAAUACAUGCUGGAAUAAAGAGAAAAAUCACUAAUUGUGGUAAUUUUUUUCUGCCAUUUGUUUGCAGGUAUACCGGAUUUUGUCACCAAACACCUUUAA
Molecule: messenger RNA, 5100 nt
Organism: Pocillopora meandrina
Lineage: Eukaryota; Metazoa; Cnidaria; Anthozoa; Scleractinia; Pocilloporidae
Source: the annotation of a GenBank genome assembly